AUGAGUCUGUGGACCAACCGAUCCUCCGCUGACUUUUACGCCGGGACGCAGCAGCCGUCUCUCGGCUCCAACUCGUCCAUCAACCGCAGCGCCGGCUCGCAGCCCCCCGGAGCCGCCCCGCUGGACCUCAGCCGGGCGGUGCCGGUGGGCAUGGUGCUGGCCUUCUUCAUCAUGUUCGCCAUCGUGGGGAACAUCCUGGUCAUCCUGUCGGUGGUCUGUAACCGACACCUGCGGAUCCCGACCAACUACUUCAUCAUCAACCUGGCCAUCGCCGACCUGCUGCUGGGGACCACCGUGCUGCCGGUGUCCGCCACGCUGGAGGUUUUGGAUUACUGGGUGUUUGGUCGGAUCUUCUGUGACAUCUGGGCGGCGGUGGACGUCCUGUGCUGCACGGCGUCCAUCAUGUCUCUGUGCGUCAUCUCCAUCGACCGGUACAUCGGCGUCCGCUACCCGCUGCAGUACCCGAUGAUCGUCACAGAGAAGCGGGCGCUGCUCGCCAUGCUGGGCGUCUGGGUCCUCGCCAUCAUCAUCUCCAUCGGCCCGCUGCUGGGCUGGAAGCAGCCGCCAUCGCAGGACGACACGGUUUGUCUCAUCACCGAGGAACCGUUCUACGCCCUCUUCUCGUCGCUCGGGUCCUUCUACAUCCCUCUGGCGGUCAUCCUCGCCAUGUACUGCCGCGUCUACGUCGUGGCCAAACGCACCACCAAGAACCUGGAGGCCGGCGUGAUGAAGGAGCGUCAGGAGGACUCCAACGAGCUGACCCUGAGGAUCCACUGCAGGAACCAGCAGAUCCAGGAGCUGUGCCCUGCCUCCAAGGCCGGAGGGGGCGGGGCCUCGGCCGGACGCAGCACGCUCACCGUCAAACUGCUGAAGUUCUCCAGAGAGAAGAAGGCAGCGAAGACGCUGGGCGUGGUGGUGGGCAUGUUCAUCCUCUGCUGGCUGCCUUUCUUCCUGGCUCUGCCCAUCGGUUCGUUCAACAGCAGCCUGCGUCCUCCUGAAACCUUCUUCAAAGUCAUCUUCUGGUUGGGAUACUUCAACAGCUGCCUGAACCCCAUCAUCUACCCCUGCUACAGCCGCGAGUUCAAACAGGCUUUCAUCCGGAUCCUUCGCUGUCGCUGGAAGAGGAAGCGUCAAGGUUGGCAGGCGUACUACAACUACCGCUGCCAUCAGGGCUCCAACACCUCAUCCUUCCUGAACGGCAGCCAGCAGACGCUGUCAUCCAUCAGCCCCAGCCCGCGCUGCGUGGCCUCCAGACUCCGCCCCCCGCCGUGGCCCUCCUCCUCCGACCGAGAGCUGCUCCCCGGGUCGACGGGGAGAGGGCGGCCCGGCCCGGUGUCCCCGCUCGCUAAGGAUGCCGGGAAGGUGUCGGACAUCUGCGUGGGACACGGGGCGGCGACGAACGGUCAGAGCUAG
Chelmon rostratus (copperband butterflyfish) is the source of this 1413-nucleotide messenger RNA. RefSeq names its product alpha-1A adrenergic receptor-like. The record is from RefSeq and is a predicted model, not a curated record. Gene Ontology annotation, biological process: cell-cell signaling; adenylate cyclase-activating adrenergic receptor signaling pathway; phospholipase C-activating G protein-coupled receptor signaling pathway. Gene Ontology annotation, cellular component: membrane. Gene Ontology annotation, molecular function: alpha1-adrenergic receptor activity. The transcript has 5 exons. The coding region runs from base 1 to 1413 and encodes 470 amino acids. NCBI's taxonomy places the organism in Eukaryota, Metazoa, Chordata, Actinopteri, Chaetodontiformes, Chaetodontidae.